Opisthorchis viverrini is the source of this 384-nucleotide messenger RNA. RefSeq lists its product as hypothetical. The record is from RefSeq and is a predicted model, not a curated record. Bases 1 to 384 code for a protein of 127 amino acids. The transcript has 3 exons. Lineage: Eukaryota; Metazoa; Platyhelminthes; Trematoda; Opisthorchiida; Opisthorchiidae.
AUGAGUGAUAUAUUAAGUGGUAGCUCGGGUGCACUGCUUGGUUGUUGGUCUGUUCGCCGAGCUUGGCAGUUGAACUGCAAACGUUUCAUCGCCAAUCGAAGCGACAUCGUCAGUGCAGAGUUGACUGACGAUGUCACCUCUAUUGGUGAUGAAACGUCUGCAAUCCAACUGACAAGCUCGAUGGCGGGCAUACCCGUAUCUCGGAUUCAUUCUAUCUCUCGUGCAGUCGGUUAUUCUGACAAUAGAAAACGGGACUUUGAUAACAAAGGACCAAUCAUAUUGAAGAAAAUAAUACCCAACGAGAAUGGAAAAUUCCAUGUCGACCAAAGGACUUUCAGAAUGGACCAUAACGUACCAAUCAAAAAGGGGCAUGAAACACUCUAA